Onychostruthus taczanowskii (white-rumped snowfinch) is the source of this 764-nucleotide messenger RNA. RefSeq names its product sodium/glucose cotransporter 2-like. The transcript is spliced from 5 exons. The record is from RefSeq and is a predicted model, not a curated record. Gene Ontology annotation, molecular function: D-glucose:sodium symporter activity. Lineage: Eukaryota; Metazoa; Chordata; Aves; Passeriformes; Passeridae. The annotation marks the transcript as partial. Gene Ontology annotation, biological process: sodium ion transport; transmembrane transport. Gene Ontology annotation, cellular component: plasma membrane.
CACUGGGCGCCGUGGGGGGGUACCAGGGCCUGCUGGAGCGUUACCCCCUGGCCCUGCCCCCCAACGCCACGGGGCCCUGCGGGCGGCCCCGGCCCGACGCCUUCCACCUCCUGCGGCAUCCCAGUACCGGAGACCUGCCCUGGCCCGGCCUCGUGCUGGGACUGGGAAUCAUCUCGGCCUGGUACUGGUGCACCGACCAGGUGAUCGUGCAGCGCUGCCUCGCCGGCCGCUCCCUCACGCACGUCCGCGCCGGCUGCGUCGUCUGCGGCUACCUCAAGGUGCUGCCCAUGUUCCUGAUGGUGCUGCCCGGCAUGGCCGCCCGCGUCCUCUUCCCGGAGGUGGUGGGCUGCGCUGACCCCCAGGGCUGCUCCCGGGCCUGCGGCUCCGCCCUCGGCUGCUCCAAUGUGGCCUAUCCCAGACUGGUGCUGAGCCUGCUGCCCCCCGGGCUGCGCGGGCUGAUGCUGGCCGUGGUGCUGGCCGCGCUGAUGUCGUCGCUGGCCUCCAUCUUCGCCAGCUCGGCCGCGCUCUUCACGCUCGACGUGUACCGGAAAGUGCGGCCGGGGGCGGGGCCGCGGCACCUGCUGCUGGCCGGCAGGCUGUGGGUGGUGGCCAUGGUGGGGCUGAGCCUGGCCUGGCUGCCGGUGGUGGAGGCGGCGCGGGGCGGGCAGCUCUUCGACUACAUGCAGGCGCUGGCCUCGUACCUGGCCCCGCCCGUGGCCGCCGUCUUCUUCCUGGCCGUGUUCGUGCCCCGCGUCAACGAGCCG